This is a messenger RNA of Pipistrellus nathusii (Nathusius's pipistrelle), 771 nucleotides long. The record is from the annotation of a GenBank genome assembly. NCBI's taxonomy places the organism in Eukaryota, Metazoa, Chordata, Mammalia, Chiroptera, Vespertilionidae.
AUGCUGUCCCGGGUGGUGUUUUCUGCAGCCGCCGCCGCGGCGCCCUCGCUGAAGAACGCCGCCCUGCUCGGCCCAGGGGCAUUGCAGGCAACAAGGAUCUUUCACACUGGGCAGCCAAGUCUUGCCCCACUACCACCUCUUCCUGAACAUGGAGGAAAAGUUCGUCUUGGGCUGAUCCCUGAGGAAUUCUUCCAGUUUCUUUACCCUAAAACCGGAGUAACAGGACCCUAUGUGCUCGGAACUGGGCUUAUCUUAUACUUUCUAUCCAAAGAAAUCUAUGUGGUUACUCCAGACACCAUCUCUGCUGUAUCAACAAUAGGGUUGCUUGUCUAUAUCAUUAAAAAAUAUGGUGCCUCUAUUGGGGAAUUUGCUGAUAAACUCAAUGAGCAAGAAAUUGCCCAACUAGAAGAAGCGAAACAGGCUACCAUCAAAGGCAUCCAGGAUGCGAUUGAUCUGGAGAAGUCCCAGCAGGCACUGGUUCAAAAGCGCCAUUACCUUUUUGACGUCCAGAGGAAUAACAUUGCUAUGGCCUUGGAGGUCACUUACCGGGAACGGCUGCAUAGAGUGUACAAGGAGGUCAAGAGUCGCAUGGACUAUCACAUCUCUGUGCAGAACAUGAUGCGUCGGAAGGAACAAGAGCACAUGGUGCAGUGGGUGGAGAAGCAUGUGAUGCAGAGCAUCUCUGCACAGCAGGAAAAGGAGACAAUUGCCAAGUGCAUUUCAGAUCUAAAGCUGCUUGCAAAGAAAGCUCAAGCAGAGCCGGUUAUGUAA